Molecule: messenger RNA, 1278 nt
Organism: Penicillium cataractarum
Lineage: Eukaryota; Fungi; Ascomycota; Eurotiomycetes; Eurotiales; Aspergillaceae
Product: vWA domain-containing protein
Exons: 1
Coding region: 1-1278 (425 amino acids)
Source: RefSeq, a predicted model, not a curated record
AUGCGCUGGUCCACCGCGCUGAUCCCCGCCCUCGUCGGUCGCGCCCUUGCCACCACACCGGGCGUCUCCCCGGCUUCAGUUAGCCAAUCCCAGAAUCCUGGCACGACAUUCAACAUCCAGAAGACUGUCGACACUCCAGAGAUUCCACCGACCCCGGAUAUUGUGCUUUUGGUCGAUAACACCGGGAGCAUGUUCGGUGCCAUCUCUGACAUUAGAACGAACCUGAAAACCGUCAUUAGUUCAGUCACCAGCUCCCAGCCGACCGCCGAGUUCGCCGUAGUCGAAUUCGGUGAUGCUCAGGGCGGAAGCACUGUCCCGUUCCGGGUGGAUCAAGGAUUGGCUUCAGACGUCACUGUACUGCAGAACGCGGUCAACGGCUUGACGGCCAGUGGUGGCGGGGACCUUCCGGAAGAUUGGAUUAAUGCGCUCUACCAGAUCGCUACUGGUGCUAUCAGUUUCCGCAGCGGUAGCAGCAGGGUCGUUGUCCUGGUGAGCGAUGCGCCUAGUCACAACCCCAGUGGCGGACACACCCUCGACGACGCCAUUACCGCCCUGGAGACCGCAAACAUCCGUGUCAUCGCUGUCAAUGUGGGAGGUAUUGAUACCAAUGGGCAGGCCACCUCCGUGACAAGUGCCACCGGGGGUUCACUCAUUCCUGCUGGCAACGGCGCCUCGGGCGUCACAGACGCGAUCACCAGCGGCCUCCAUGACCUCCCUGUCGAUAUCACCACCUCUAUCUCCUGUGGCGCGGGCUUGAGUGUCUCGUUCAGCCCCGCGGACUCUAAAGUGCAGAGCGGCACCGCCGCCACCUUCACCGAGACGGUGAAUGUAGCCAGCACUGCGGCUCAAGGCACCACUAUUGACUGCUCCGUCAGCUUCCUCCUGAACGGCGCGCCGGGCGGCGAUGCCUUCAUCCAACAGGUCGCUGUGUCGGUCAAUGAUAUCACACCACCGACAUUGUCCUGCCAGCACGGCGUGAACCCUGAUGGUUCACCCAACCCGAACACUAACGCCAACUUCUGGACAUUGGGUGCCACCGAUAAUGUGUCUAAAAACUUGAAGAUUUACGUGGUCGACACUGUCUCGGGCGUUAAGUUUGGCCCGUACCCGAGCGGCACAAAUAUCAAACUAGUCCAAGCACCUGGUGCUACACCCAAGGCCGUGCCAGGCCAGGGUGCAGUCAACUGGCAGAUUACGGUAAAGGGAUGCGCUCAGCUCAUUGUCAGUGAUGAUGCUGGCAAUAACGCGACACCAGUUAAUUGCUGUGCCCGGCCAUAA